Molecule: messenger RNA, 1564 nt
Organism: Drosophila arizonae
Lineage: Eukaryota; Metazoa; Arthropoda; Insecta; Diptera; Drosophilidae
Gene: Kebab
Product: Kinetochore and EB1 associated basic protein
Source: RefSeq, a predicted model, not a curated record
AAAUCUACCCGCCAAAUCGAUCCUCUUGCCGGUUUUUCGAUAAUAUUUAAAUGUAAUCGAUUUCAUAUUACAAAAAGUGGCAACGCUGGUUAGACUGCGCAUCAAAUUAAAAAGGAGACAAAUUAAUUAAUAAUUGAAAUGGAUUUUAAACAUUCCCAGUCAUCAAAUGACGAUCCAGAGAGCAACGCCCUGCACCAACUAAGAAGCCCCCGUAAACAUUUUGAAUGUUUCACAGAACCGCGCCGAAUUGAGGAGCUCCUAAAAUCGCCACUGCAUUUCAAAGAAGUCGCAAACUGCCCAUCUAAAUCGCUGAAUGCUGUUGGCUCCGCAUCGAAAGGUAUUUGUAUGCAACCACGAUCUACAAAGGAGUUAAAACAGUCUCCGCUGCACCUUGUGUCGAAGCAGUUGCAAACAAGAUCUGCAUCAAAAUCGACGGAUUUUCUCAGUCCUUACACGCAUCCAAAGGAAUGUGGCCGUCCAUUUGGACGUAAGCUAGAUUUUACCAAGGAGAUUUUGAUGCAAAUGGAGACUCGCAUCGUAUCGUAUCUACGGAAUUUAAAGGACUUUCAAACGAUGGUAAAACCAGGCCUGCAAAAAGUGAGCCUAAACGACUUCAUGCAUAUUCUUAGUCAUUUGAUAAGAUUCACAGGUAUUCGGCUAAAACCGUUCGACAGGGACAAUCAAAUAGAGCAGUCGAUCCUGGCUAUGCGUCAGCUGAAAUAUCCAUAUAAAGUGAAUAAAUCUUGGAUGUUGGUGCCCAGUGCAUCAUUCCAAAAUGUUCUAUUGAUGUUUGAUUUUCUUUUGGACUUUGCACCACAAGCAAAUGAAUCUUUAGCCUUUAAUAAAAAUGAGCUAUCUGAUGAAACAGACAUGCGGCUGAAGCAGGAACUUAUGGAUAUAGAGAGUCAGCUAUUAGAACAAGCCCAAGCAAAUCAUUCAAUCAGCCAACAGUUGGACCACAAGUUGCGAUUUGAAGCCGAAAUACAAGCUCAACUAAAUGGAGCACAAGAAAAGUUAAAUGCUUUGAAUCAGAAAAGUGCGAAACAUGAACUGAACAUGGGCCGACUGUGCCUUCAAAUAUGGCGGAGCGAGAAGCAGCGGGAAGAAUUAAAAAACCGAUUAAGCCAGGAGUUUAGCAGUUACCAAGCAUAUGGUCAUAUAUUGGAAGAAUUUAACAAUCAACGGCUACUUCAUUGUAUUAAAGCUCAAGAGCUAUCUGAGCGAACGUCCAAAGAGCUUCAAAGUAAAUUUGGAAAUUUCAAUCUCCACUUACAUAAGAUUUUUGGAAACCAUUUCAACUGGUUCAAAUUGCCCUUGGCGCCCACUUUAUCUGAAAUUCGAACCACUCAGCUUCAACUAAAACAGCUACGACAGCAAAUUGAAUUUUCUAAGCAUACCCCAACACUAGGCAACGCAAGACCGCCAUUAAAUAUAUAAUAUUGCUACGUGGAACAUACGGAUUUAGCAAACAUCAUUUUGUUGCUUGUUGUCUGUUUAAGUAUAUCUAAUCUUAAAUGGUAAUGAAUAAAAUUGCAUGAUAUAUAUAUCCCUAUGACAUAAGACA